AUGGAGCUAAAGAGAGGAAAGACUUUCAUCAAAUCCAGCCUUCACAUUUCUCAUGAGAAGUACCCAGGCCCAGCAGCCGCUGCCCCAGCUUGGGAUGAAGCAGACCCCUGGUCAGUCUCAUCUGGAGGGCAGCAGCAGAUCCAUGGUGAGAGAGGCCCCCAAGCCAGUCCCAAUACCCAUGGAUAUAACAUAUGCUCCAAAAAGGGGGCACAGCCAGAGCCUAAGGGUGGUGCCACAGACCCCUGUGGUGCCACCUUCAAAUUGGUAUGGAAGAGCAAGACUCACAACAGUGUGCCUGGGGCUGGAAGGAUGGUUGCAGCCACAAGGCAACUGAUAGGCAGCACGAGCUUCCCAGGGCCCUCUGGCAGCCAGCGCAUUAUUGAUUACCGCCACUUGGUGCCCCAAAUGCCUUUUGUGCCAGCCGUGGCUAAGAACAUCCCAAGGAAGAGGAUUUCCCUGAAAAGACCCAAGAAGUGCUUUCAGAACCUAUUCCACAUUCAUAGAAACAAGACUGAGAACUUAGCCUCACUGGCAACCAAGGGAAAGAGCCUGCCUUCCCCCAGAAUCCUAUCAGAGGCAGGAGGGCAGCGAGGCAAAGCCUUCUUCCCCUUGGGUGAGGGACUGGGGCUGGAUGGCUUGUGCCAGGACCUAUCUGACAGUGAGUUCCUGCCUGACUCCUCUUUCGACUUCUGCAGGGCCCUGUGUGAGGACGUGGCUUCACUCAAGAGCUUUGACUCACUCACAGGCUGCGGGGAGAUCUUUGCAGAUGAAAGCUCAGUGCCAUUCCUGGAGCUGAAUGAGGGCCUGGAGAGCUCAGCCAAGUCAUCACAGGCCCUUGAGAGCAAGAUUUCUAGUGGUCCCUUCCAGGGCAGCGUGGAAAAGCUGGUGUCUCCUGCCCAGGAUGACAUGUCCGACUUUGCCAAGUUCUGGGAUAGUGUGAAUCACUCUGUGAGGCAACAACAGCGCACCCUACUGGGCCCAUGGCUGGAGGGUCCUCAGGGAAUGGAUACAGCCCAGCCUGGGCUUGAUUCAGCUGGGCUCAUUGAGUUCCCUCUGUGUCCCUGCAGGGAUCUCCUCAGUGGCUCCAAAGCCAGCUCCAUACACACAGGCACCACCAGCAGUGAGCAGCCAGAGUCUGUGUCCACGAGUGACGAGGGCUACUACGAUGCCUUUUCACCUAGCCUUGAGGAGGAUAGGAAGGAAGUCCUGAGCCCAGGCACCCCUGCAACUGCCUUCCCUCGGGAGAGCUAUAGUGGAGAUGCCCUCUAUGAGCUUUUCUGUGACCCCAGUGAGGACCCUGUUGGCCUUGAUGAUGACCUGUGCGUGUCUGAGAGUCUGUCAGAGCCAGCACUGGGAAUGCCACUGUCUAUUUGCAGCUUUCACAUGGGGGCAGAGGAGAACUUGGCCCUGGGACCAAGCCCAGACCUGCUCAGCCAGGGUUUCUUGCAGAGCUCCUGGAAGGGCAAGGAGUGCCUGCUGAAGCUCUGUGACACUGAGCUCACCAUCACCAUGGGUAUUGUCAACUGGCUUCGCCGUAGUCCUGAGCUCCAUGCUCCUCCUAUCUCAACCCCUGGGGAUCCUGUAACCCCAUUCAGAGGAUUGGUGGAGAAUCUGGGAGCUGACUCUGAGAAGAAAGGCCCAGGUCUAGUGAAGCUGGAGGUCAGGGGGGCCCAUGCCUCAAAUUCAGGUGGGAUCACAGUCAGCUCAAAACCUAGUAGGCAGGAGCUGUGGGUACAUUCAGGUACCAAGGGCCUGCUUGCUGGAGAGAGCAAGGUCUUGGCAGGGCCUGAGCAGGAGACCAGCUCUCUAUCCAGGGACCCAUCUCUGAAGUGUGUGCAGGUCUCUGGGGAAGAAGGGACACGAGGUUGCCACGAAGGUUUGUUCUCCUCUUUGGGAUCUGCAAUAUCUAUGAUGACAGGCACUUCUAGCAAAAACAAGGUCAAAACCAAGAUCAUAAACCCCUUUGCCUGGCCCCACUCCCAGGAGCUCAGGGCACCUGGGAAGAUGGGGUGUUUUCGAGAUCAGCAGAGACCAGGUCUUAGGGAAAGUACCCUGGAUACAGAGCCCUCUCUGAAAGGUUGUGUGGCCCAGGUUGGAGCCCUACAGAUCCACCCAGACUGCAAGCCCUAUUCUGUGCAGCCGCCAAGGCAGGACACGAGCAGUAGGCUCUGUAGGCAGCCUCAGGCCAGGGACAUUACUGUUUUGCAGCAGAAACAGUCUAACAGCUUUCCUGGAGUGGCUGCCGUAUGUAGCCUGCCCUCCUUGACCAGCCCACUCCACAGCCCACAGGAUCAGAAGUGCCCAGGCCUUUUCCUGGACAUAAGCCAGCUCAGGAUGGAGCCCACCAGGCUGGAUGCCCAGGCCCGCACCUCAAUGGAGGAGCAGUACUUGUAGCUCAGCUUGAGAUCCAGGAAGCAGGUGGCAC
Eptesicus fuscus (big brown bat) is the source of this 2425-nucleotide messenger RNA. It is a transcript of the gene AMER3, whose product is annotated as APC membrane recruitment protein 3. Gene Ontology annotation, cellular component: plasma membrane. Gene Ontology annotation, biological process: regulation of canonical Wnt signaling pathway. Gene Ontology annotation, molecular function: beta-catenin binding; phosphatidylinositol-4,5-bisphosphate binding. The coding region runs from base 1 to 2394 and encodes 797 amino acids. The transcript has a single exon. NCBI's taxonomy places the organism in Eukaryota, Metazoa, Chordata, Mammalia, Chiroptera, Vespertilionidae. The record is from RefSeq and is a predicted model, not a curated record.